AUGGCUAAUUCAGCGGAGAUCCCUCCUUUGCCUGGUUCAGAUGGGGAAUUGACAGUUUUCCACAGAGGCUUGGACAAGCACUAUGCAGUCAAUGUAGGAAAUGGAGAAAUCGUCCAUGUAACCUCUUCUGAUCAUAACGAGCUGACUUCCGCGGUCGCAAGGUCUAAAGAGGCAUGGAAAUUUAAAACAAGUUCCGUAAGUUCGACCUUCGACAAAGCCGUCAUAAAGAAAGAAAAAUUCGAAAAUUACGUCAAAGCAGGGGAUAACGUGUAUGUAGAAACAAGUAGGGAGAAACCAUUUCCCUCCGAGGAGAUUGUAAAAAGGGCUAAUUCCAAACUCAGUCCAAUGGAUUAUCGCCUCUUAGGGAAUAACUGUGAGCAUUUUACGUUCGCAGUGGCCGCUAUCUCUGGUCUUGUUCUUCUUUGGAUAUUAGCAACCGACGAGGAGUCUGAAAACUGA
Stylophora pistillata is the source of this 459-nucleotide messenger RNA. Its product is annotated as phospholipase A and acyltransferase 3-like. Gene Ontology annotation, molecular function: glycerophospholipid phospholipase A1 activity; A2-type glycerophospholipase activity. Gene Ontology annotation, biological process: N-acylphosphatidylethanolamine metabolic process. The record is from RefSeq and is a predicted model, not a curated record. Lineage: Eukaryota; Metazoa; Cnidaria; Anthozoa; Scleractinia; Pocilloporidae. Gene Ontology annotation, cellular component: cytoplasm.